AUGACCAUGUCGAACCCUCACAACUACACUUUUGCCAUGCAAAAGUACCUGCUGCUGCAGGAGCAGCACGCCGAGCUCAGCACACAUCUCGAGCAGAUCCGCCCCCGCCAGUCCUCUCUCUGCAGCGCCGCGUCCACCGCGUCCUCGCCUGGCUCGUCACCGGACCGCGCCGAGCCCUCUCUCUCAUAUCCCGUCACGAGAUACUCGCCACGCAAGCGCUCUCGCAGCGGCCAGGCGCGCUGCUCCGGUUGGGCCGCAGACGGCCGUCGCGGCUCCGCCGUCCUCGACACCAUCCCCGACGAGGAGACGAUGCAGGCCAUCUCCGCCGAGGAGCAGCGCCUAUUUGAUGUCAACGAAAGCAUCAAGCGCGCCCUCACCGAGAUGCUCAACUGCGAUAUUGUUCGCGCCGAUAGCUCCAUGCGAAUGUGGACGCAGACGCGCCUCAUGGAGGCUGAAAAGGAGCUUCGCUCUGGCCGUCGCCGUCGCAGCUCUCCCUCCCGAGAAUAA
This is a messenger RNA of Akanthomyces muscarius, 507 nucleotides long. RefSeq lists its product as uncharacterized. The coding region runs from base 1 to 507 and encodes 168 amino acids. The record is from RefSeq and is a predicted model, not a curated record. NCBI's taxonomy places the organism in Eukaryota, Fungi, Ascomycota, Sordariomycetes, Hypocreales, Cordycipitaceae. The transcript has a single exon.